This is a messenger RNA of Scatophagus argus, 1612 nucleotides long. RefSeq names its product olfactomedin-4-like. Gene Ontology annotation, biological process: signal transduction. The coding region runs from base 127 to 1539 and encodes 470 amino acids. NCBI's taxonomy places the organism in Eukaryota, Metazoa, Chordata, Actinopteri, Scatophagidae. The record is from RefSeq and is a predicted model, not a curated record. The transcript has 7 exons.
ACAACAUGCACAUGCCAAAUAUAUCUGCACUCAUUCACAUGCAGAGGUCAGGUAGAAGCUGCAGCUACAGUCAUAUUCAAACUGUGUUCAGAAUUUGUUUCAUUUAGCUUUACUCUGUGAUCCACCAUGAAGAUGUAUGUGCUCCUUCCUCUGUGUGCUCUGUUCACCCUCACCCAACAGGUACCUUCACGUGAUAGGUGUGCAUGUGAGUUGACUAACACAGAGAAGGCUUUCCCUCAUGACAAACUCAGCACAGCGGAGGACAACGCCUCAAAAUGCAACAGUAACAUCACACCACAAAAGACUCUGGAGCUGGAAAGUCUGCUGUUGGGUUUGGAGAAACGUCUGCCCCAGCUGCAGGAAGAUGUGUCCAUGCUGGAGAGGGAAGAUGAUGGAGACCUCUAUGGAGUCAUCAGCCUGCAGGUGGUGGAGAACGAACUGCUGGAGAUUAAGCAGCUCAUCAGCAGGCUCCGCAGCACCACCCUGGAACACCAGCUUCUAACUAAUGACACCACUAAAAAAUUGGAUGAUCUAAGAGCAGAGAUGCGGGAGCUGGAGAUAUAUGACACCAUGCAGGUGGUGAAGAGACAACAAGACAACCAGCGUCUAAAGAAAAACCUAGACCAGUGCAGAAGUGGGUUUCAGGCCACAAGCCAGUCCACCCAGCAUUCAUAUGGUUUGCCUCAAUACCACACUACACACCAGGGUAAUUAUCCUCAUGGUCACUUACUGAACAUCACCUGGCCAAGGAUGUACACAGCAGAAGAGUACCCUGGCCCCUACAAGUAUGGAGCCUGGGGUCGGGAUUCCAAACCAGAGGAGGGGAAGGUGAAAUGGUAUUGGCUGGUAAUGAUGACUUACAGGGACAGAUAUUCCAACUAUGUCCGCAUCUACUCCAGCCUGAGUGCUCUCAUUGUUGGGAAAAGUGACCCAGAGAUCAGCCCCUCUAAUCCAACCACCAACACCAUCCAGGGUCCAAAUGUUGUGCUGUAUGGAGGAGCCUUGUACUACAACUGUUACAAUAAAGGUGCUGUUUGUCGAUUCAACGUGACCAUCAAAACUGUAACCACCUUACAACUUCCAAAAGGCACCAGGUUUAACUCAAAGGGAAACUUCUGCCACCUUGAUGAAUGCUACCCAUUCACUGACCUGGACCUGGCAACAGAUGAGUCAGGUGUCUGGGUCAUCUAUACCACCACCCAGGACUUUGGCAACUUGGUGCUGUCCAAGGUGGAGGAGGGGGAACCGAUGACACUUGGCCAAACCUGGUACACCUCAGUCUACAAGCAGGCUGUGACCAACACCUUUAUGGCGUGCGGUGUGCUCUAUGCAACACGGUAUGUCAACAAAGACAUGGAGGAGAUCUUCUAUUCUUUUGACACCACGACAGGCAUGGAAAGGUUCAACAUUGGUGUCUUCAUCAACAAGAUGUCAGCCAAUAUUUAUUCCCUGAACUACAGCCCUGUGGACCAGAGGCUGUAUGCCUACUGUGACUCUUACUUGGUUUCCUAUAAGGUUUUCAUAAAAGGACAAUGCUGACAACAUAACAUCCACAAAAGCCUGUAUGUUCAUUAAUUAAUAUUUUCCAGCACAAGCAAAUAAAGGUUCUUCA